GUCACUUACAGUAAGGCGCUUGAAUUUAGCGAUUUUAGAAUCUUUUGGUUCUAGGGUUUCAUCAUUGUCUUCCCUCCGCGCCCAUAAGCUCGAAGCUGAGCUUUUUCUUCAGGGAAUAGGAACACCAAUCAUCAUCUGCAUCCUCAGGGAGAUAAAUAUGAGUACUACAGCUCACAGGACUCCAAAAUCAGGGAGGCAGUCUCUGCUUUUUCAAGAUUUAGCUUCUCCUGUUUCAGCACGGAGAGGGAAAUUCUCAAGCCCGGGACAAGCAGCUGCUGUAUCUGCACUAUGGCGUGAGAAUUUCGGAGGAUCAGAUCUUCCACCACCUCCAAUGUAUACUUUGGAUGACCGGUCUGAUUUCUCUCCUGAGUCAGGUAUUGCAGACUACUCAGCGUCUCCAGAUGCGAAAUCUGACAAGAGAACGCCUUUCCAGAGUUCUGGGAAAAAUAUUGUAACUCCUGGUAAAGGGAAGUUGGAAGCAAGCCCGUCUUUUUCUCUACUGAAUGCACAACAGAGUGGGAGUCCGAGUUGGUGGUCGCAGUCAAAGGCUGGUGGUAGUAGUAGUAUGGAGCAGGAUGAUAAAGGGAAGGGAUCUCCUGUUGAAGGUGUGGUUCAGCCUGGUGCAUUGGUUACUCUUCCGCCGCCAAGAGAAGUUGCUAGGCCAGAGGUUCAGAGGCAGAUCAUACCUACUGGAAACCUUGAUGAGGAAGAGUGGGUCACUGUCUACGGAUUUUCUCCAGGUGAUACAAAUUUGGUACUACGGGAGUUUGAAAAGUGUGGUAUGAUCUUGAAACAUGUUCCUGGUCCAAGCAAUGCCAACUGGAUGCACAUCCUUUACCAGAACCGGUCUGAUGCACAUAAAGCGCUGAACAAAGGUGGGAUGAUGAUAAACGGAGUGGUAAUAGUAGGAGUGAAGCCAGUAGACCCGAUACAGAAGCAAGCGUUAAACGAGAGACUCAACAACCAAGGAUUCACGCCUCUACCUCCACCAUUAUCCACCAGAGACACUGCUCGACCCUCAUCUCGUCUUCAGUACUUGCAAAACGGUAGCGCUUUCUCCCCUCAAACCAGCGGUGGUGCUAUGGCCUCCCCAUCGAGGUCGAUGGUCGCAAAGGUCUACGACUUGAUGUUCGGUGUUUAAAGCUUCUUUGGUUGUCAUUUCCCUAGUGGCUCAUCUAUACACAAGAUUAUUUGAAGUUUUUGAGAGCAGAGUGGGUAGGUAAAUUUAGAGCGUGAUCAAAAUUCAAAUUGUGAGAGGUGUUUUCCAAAAAUUGUCUUUGUAUUGACCGACAGCUAAAAUUCGGUACAAAUCUGAUUAUGAAAUAUAUAAAAAAAUCUUCUCUUCUAGCUGUUUUA
This is a messenger RNA of Camelina sativa (false flax), 1356 nucleotides long. RefSeq names its product nuclear pore complex protein NUP35. Gene Ontology annotation, cellular component: nuclear pore nuclear basket; nuclear membrane; nuclear pore central transport channel. The record is from RefSeq and is a predicted model, not a curated record. Gene Ontology annotation, biological process: NLS-bearing protein import into nucleus; nuclear pore organization. Gene Ontology annotation, molecular function: phospholipid binding; nucleic acid binding; structural constituent of nuclear pore. Lineage: Eukaryota; Viridiplantae; Streptophyta; Magnoliopsida; Brassicales; Brassicaceae.